GUGCUGCCCCUGGGUCAGCCAAAGACAUAGACACGCCAAACUCAACACCAACUUCAGUCAAAACAGCCCCAUCACAAUCGACCGCACUACCGACUGUAAACGCCGAAACCACUCAAGCAGCAAUAAACAGCCCCACAACAAAUACCGUCCCCAACCAGAAACCACUGCUGCAUGUGACGUCAUCUCCCGCUGAAGUUUUCCACCUGAUGUCCAUCGUCAUUAUAAACACAAGGUCCCCAGGAGAAGGUGAAACCAUUGCCGAAGUCACACCUUACAACCCACCAGCAGCAGAGGGUACUUACGUCGGCAAAGUACAGGUGAAUGGUAGUGUAUUACAAACACAGGCAAAUGGUGAGUUCGGGUUCCUCAGUCUUAUUUGGACAGCUCCUCUUGACGACCUGGUCGGGACAUAUACGUGCGAGGCCAAUGCGUUGACCCAUUCUGGACGCCUGGUGACUCUCACUGGAUCGCUAGGAAUCCAAGCGAGACAACCUGAAGUCGAAGACCUGGUCCCAUUCAUCAUAGGUUUUGAUAACCGCAUCGCUCAACUCGAGCAGGAAAACCAAGAACUCAAACAUAGACUGGACUUGCUAAAAGUGUAAAGAGAAAUAUUACAUGCAAUUUUCGUAAAAUAAGAUAGACUUCUUAUGCUAUAUCAAUAUUUCUACAUAUCCAUGAUAUCAUAAAGAUUUUUCAAAUAUUGAUGUUUACAAUCAUACAGAAUAUAAAGAUCAUUUCCAC
This is a messenger RNA of Lymnaea stagnalis (great pond snail), 741 nucleotides long. The record is from the annotation of a GenBank genome assembly. Lineage: Eukaryota; Metazoa; Mollusca; Gastropoda; Lymnaeidae.